This is a messenger RNA of Zootoca vivipara (common lizard), 16293 nucleotides long. RefSeq names its product nuclear factor I C (gene NFIC). Gene Ontology annotation, molecular function: DNA-binding transcription factor activity, RNA polymerase II-specific; RNA polymerase II cis-regulatory region sequence-specific DNA binding. Lineage: Eukaryota; Metazoa; Chordata; Lepidosauria; Squamata; Lacertidae. Gene Ontology annotation, cellular component: nucleus. Gene Ontology annotation, biological process: regulation of transcription by RNA polymerase II. The record is from RefSeq and is a predicted model, not a curated record.
GUGCCGCCGCCGCCGCCGCCGCUGCUUGAGACCUGCUCACCCAGGGAGGGAGGGAGCGGGGAGAUGUAAGGGUUCCCCUGCCUGCCAGCCAGCUAACCAACCAGUCCCCCCCCCCGCCCUCCUCACUCUCUCCGGAUUUUCUUUGCAAAAGGGAGAGGAAUCUGGCUGAUGCUGCGCCUGCUGUUUUAUUUCCCAUUCCUGCCCCAAAUCUUGUUUUGAUAAAAAACACGAGGUUUUAACCAGGAAGAGAGAGAUAUAUAAGCAAUCUUCUCAUAGCAACAAAAAGAGAGAGCUUCUUUCUUAUUCUUUUAUUAUUAUUAGUAGUAGUAUUUUUAAAAUCUCCGCGCCCCCAGUGUGGCGUCCCAUAAAAAGUGACGUCUCUCUCCCCCACCCAAGACAUUAUUUUUUUACUGCUGCCCCGUCUCACCCACUUCCACCGAGCCCCCCCUUUAUUAAGAACCCCCUCUGUGUGACUCUCUAGAGUUAACAACCACCCACCAAGUCCUCAUCACUCCCCCCCCCCCGGUCUUCACAACCCAGGAAGGAUUUUGGUGUGUGUGUCCCACCCUCGGCGAUGUGACCUAGCAACUAAAUAACCCCCGAAUUUUUUUAUUUUAUUUUACCAAAGAGAGAGAGAGAGUGGGGGUGGGAAGAAACCACCACCUCCUCUACUUCACUGACAUCUGGGGAGGGCCACGGCGCCGCAGCGGGUUCUCCUGAGCUGGGACCUUAAAAGAUGCUGUCGACCCGGCCACUGAAGGCGCCUGGAGAGAACUGACCCAACGCUGAAGGAAGGGAAGAUCUCGCCCCGCUUUUCGCGUUGUUGUGACUCUAUUUUUUUUCCCAGGGAGGAGGAGGUGAGGUUGUUUCCUUUCCUUCGCCCUCCGCAAAUUAACAACAACAACAACAACUUGGUGGGACCUUAAAAAUAAAUAAAUAAGCCCCUUCUCUCUCCCGCCGGCCGCCACCUUGGCUUCCUGUUGGCAUCCAGCCGCUCUACCGCCCUGGUCAGUUUCGUUUGGGUGAUGGAUGAGUUCCACCCCUUUAUUGAGGCACUACUCCCCCACGUCCGGGCCUUCGCCUACACCUGGUUCAACCUCCAGGCCCGCAAGCGCAAGUACUUCAAGAAGCACGAGAAGCGCAUGACGAAGGACGAGGAGCGGGCCGUGAAAGACGAGCUCCUCAACGAGAAGCCGGAGGUCAAGCAGAAGUGGGCGUCCCGCUUGCUGGCCAAGCUGCGGAAGGACAUCCGACCGGAGUACCGGGAGGACUUCGUCCUCUCCAUCACGGGCAAGAAGCCCUCCUGCUGCGUGCUCUCCAACCCCGACCAGAAGGGCAAGAUGCGGAGGAUCGACUGCCUCCGGCAGGCCGACAAAGUCUGGCGGCUGGACCUAGUGAUGGUCAUCCUCUUCAAGGGGAUCCCCCUGGAGAGCACUGACGGGGAGCGGCUGGUCAAGGCCGCGCAGUGCACGCACCCCAUCCUCUGCGUCCAGCCUCACCACAUCAGCGUCUCCGUCAAGGAACUCGACCUCUACCUGGCGUAUUUCAUCCGAGAGAGAGAUUCAGAUCAAAGCAGCAGUCCAAGGACGGGAAUCGGCUCUGACCAGGAGGACAGCAAGCCCAUCAUCACAUUGGACGCGACAGAUUUCCAAGAGAACUUCGUCACGUCCGGGGUGUUCAGCGUCACAGAGUUGAUCCAAGUUUCCCGGACGCCGGUGGUGACGGGCACAGGGCCAAAUUUCUCUCUGGGGGAGCUGCAGGGGCACCUCGCCUACGACUUGAACCCCUCGAGUACGGGGAUGAGGAGGACGCUCCCCAGCACGUCCUCCAGCGGGAGUAAACGUCAUAAGUCCGGCUCGAUGGAGGACGACCUGGACGGCAGCCCGGGGGGCGAAUACUACACGUCGCCCAGCUCUCCCACGAGUAGCAGCCGCAAUUGGACGGAAGAUAUGGAAGGGGGCAUUUCCCCGAAAAAGCAAGACAUGGACAAGUCUCCCUUCAACAGUCCGUCUCCGCAAGAUACUUCGCCCCGGCUGAGCAGUUUUACACAACACCACCGUCCUGUCAUCGCCGUACACAGCGGUAUCGCCCGCAGCCCUCACCCUUCCUCUGCGCUGCAUUUCCCCACCACCUCCAUCCUGCCCCAGACGGCCUCCACUUACUUCCAACACACAGCCAUACGGUACCCGCCACACCUGAACCCUCAGGACCCUCUGAAAGACCUCGUCUCGCUGGCCUGCGACCCGUCCAAUCAGCAGCCGGGACCGUUAAAUGGAGGUGGCCAAGUGAAGGUACCCGGGCAUUACCUUUCCACCCAGAUGUUGGCGCCGCCUCCCCCGGGUAUGCCCCGCCUGGCAAUAUCACCCGACACCAAACCCAUCGCGACAACUUCCGAGGGAGGGACCACUUCGCCGACGUCUCCCACCUACUCCGCCCCAGGCACACCCCCUGCGAACCGCUUCGUGGGACUAGGACGCGACCCCGGCAGCAUCUAUCAGGCACAGUCCUGGUAUUUAGGUUAACCGCAGCUUUCAUUUGGACCUUCAUCUUCCUCACCCCUCACCCCCCCUCCCGGGCUUUGGGCUUCCUCCGAGGAGAACGAUGCACCCCCACUCCCAACCCCGGCUCAAACCUUGGUGGCAGCGCGGAGAGAGGGACAACGAGGGAAUUGGCUUCAGGAGCCCUUGGCACCGCGGGAGGAAGGUCUAAACUUUUGCAAAAUGUUUUUAAAAACGAACGAAGAGAAGACUCUCCCUCCCCACCACCUGCCCGGCCCCCAACCCCGUCAGACGAGUCAUGGGGGCCAGAAAGAAACACUACUUGGAUAGAGGACGUAUCACCCCUUCGCGCCUCGUGGCCAACCCACCUGCUGCGUUCUCAAAAGGGAUGUUAUAUGCAAAAUGUUCCUGAUCUUUCCCACCCCUUCUCUUGGGAGUAAGGGGUGGAAAAGAGAGAGACUAGAUGGGGGGGGGGUAAUUCCUGGCCUGCUGCCGACCCCUCGAGCACCUUCCCACCCCCCUCCCCUUUCUUCUCUGGAGAAGACGGAGCGGCACGCACGAGGCGGACUGCGCAACGGAUCCCCGCGACGCGUUGAGAUGGUGGAGGUAGCAAACCCCCUCUCCUGCGAGAGAGAAAAGCUGGGCGCCUUUUAUGCUGUGCCCGUCCCCCCCCAUCCCUCCCCCCACAAAAUAACCUACGCUUUGCUUCCCCGUGAGCGUUUUCUGCCCGCGGCACCCAGCGCAUGACAGGGUGCUUGGCGAGGUUUCUUCAGCGGAGGAAUGGAGCGCGUUUUCGCGGCUGCGCUCUUUCCCCCAGCAGGAUGCGUAAAAGCGCGUUUGGAAGAUGCCAUCUUUUGGGAAAGGGUUGGGAGGGGAGGGAAGGGGAGGAGGCCGGAGGCAGGGUUGGUCUGGCAAAAGGGGCUGUCUGUUGUGGGAUAGACCCGAGCCACGUCCACACAGGCAGAGCGCAACCCUGGAGCAGGUGGAGUCCAAACGCUGCGCGUGCAAAAAAAAAAAACCCAACCCUGCAGAGAUAGAAGGCGCCUUGGGUUGGGUUGGCGUGACGCGUCUUCUUCCAACACAGGGCAGAGUUGAACCCGAGGCCGAGAGAAUGGGUUCUUUGCCCGCUCUGCUCGGCCUGCGCGGAGUCUUGCCGGCCUGCGGGGAGUGGGGUUGCGGCUGGGGCGGCCGCCCGCAUCUCCCCUCAAGUCGCCACCUUUGACCACCCGCUCGGCAAAACCCCUUGGGAGGGGUGGGGGUUGCGAAAGGGUUUGCGUUGCGCCUUGAGGACCCCGUCCCUGGUUGGGAGGGCAAAGGGGGCUGCGGAGGGAUUUGCUCGAGCUGGUGGCCUCCUCCCCCCUCCCGCCCACCCUCCCUGCAAACCCCCCCCCAGCCCUUGUGUACAAAGAGCUAUGCAUGUUAUAGUUAAACCAGCUAUGUGAGGGGGUGGCGUGGAUGGCGACGGGGGGGUGGCUGUUAAUAAGGAUCGCACAUUAUUGUUAUUUUUGUAGGAAAUGCACUUUGAAGAGGAGAAAGGAAGAUGGGGACGGGAGGGAGUUCAUGUGCGGGGGGGGGGGAGGAGGUAAGGAAGGCCGUCUCCCUGUAGUGCUUUUUUGUUAUUCUUUGAGGGGGGGGGUCAAGAGGAAACCACCAGGGAGGCACAGAGUGGUGGUAAGGUGGGGCCUUAUCAGAGCGAGUCUUUCAGGACAAAAGAGCUAAAUCCAGCAGAGGAGCGGGAGGCGAUACCUUAUUUCAUAGCUGCCCCCUCCCUAAAGGACUCUGGUCAAUUUCUCCUUUCCCUCCACCCCUCCCCCCACCCCUGCCCGCAAGCCCCAGGCAGUGGAGCCCAGAAGCCAUCUUUGACUGGUUCAAGUGCCUACCUUUUAACGCGCCAGUCCUCCUCGCUGGGUUACAGAGAGAGCAGCGGCCGCGGGCGCGCAGGCCCCGAUCCGGGCCGAGCGGAACUGUAGUGCUCCGAGAGCAUCGCCCCCCACCACCACCACCCUCGACUCCCUCUUUUCCUAGCGAACACCAAAGCUUUAAAACACCACAGACCUGUUCUCCUCCCCUCCUUCGCAGAAUUCGUAGAAUUCCAGGGAGUCUGUGUGGCACCGCCGAUGCCGGGCCGCUCCAGAGUUUUCUGCCAAGUCGGAGGGGGGAGGGCACCACCGUCGCUUCAGAAGGGUCCCUCCUCUUCAGCAAAGCGGAGAUCCUUCAAAACGACCCCGGGGAGUUUCCCUUCCGCGUGUUCGAAAGCCGCCAUCGAGGGGUGUGCGAGGAGCAAGAGGGCAUUGCGGCCGUCAUCCUGCAACGGCCGCCCAAGCGGACCAGCUGGAAAGGACACAUGGAACACUCAAGAAAGGAGAAGGAAGUUUUGGAAGCCGCAAACCACACUCCCUAGUUUGGAAUCCAGCGCCACCUGCAAGGCCGCAGGCUCCCUGCCUGCCCUCUCCAAACUAUAGUUCCCAGCGUUCGUUGGGGGAGAAGCCAUGGCGGUUCUCCAACUGGUACAAAAGAGAUGGAUGUUUUUGCACCCUAGAUGUAUCCGAGGAAGAACCCAGAUGGCAUUUUGAUCCUCUCCAGGACAACAGAAUCUCUACUCUCCCAGAAGUCUCGAAUCUGUUCCCGUCUCCUAGCUUAAAGAUCUGAGAUGUGAGGGGGGUGUUUCUGGUUUUUAUAUUUUAUCGUAUUUUACUGCUGGGCCCAAACCGGUUUGUGGCGCACCCGAUCUCCUUUGCCCAGGAGUCUCUGAGCCUUCAGAUGUACAAAAAGGAAAAGAAGGAGAAGACGAAGAGUUGCGAGCUUUUGAGAAAAGGUGCUGACCUUUCCAGUGGGAGCUCCUUCGGUCGAAACAGCAGAGGUUUUUGGGACCUUUGACCUUCCGCGGCGGAUUCCCAGGAGGACUUCCCCCUGUUCCCGGGAUCUUCUGUCUUCAGUCCAGCUUCGCGGCCGGAGAGCUUGGGGCCGCAGUGCCUGUCGCCCCUCUGAAUGAUGCUUCCGACGUCGUCGCUCGCGACUUCUCCUCAGGGGCUGUGGCUUCUCCGCCCACCUGGGGCUUGCGUUUGCAUAUGCAAAAACCCACCUCCUCCCCGACCCUUCCCCUUCCUCCUCCGAGGCCAAGGGGGGAGGGGGAGACACUUUGCUAGAUAACCCCACGCCCCACCCCCACCUCCAGGGGGCAGCGUUUGGUGGAAAGGGAGGGCGGUUUCCAGCGGCUCUUGUUUACAUCUCUGCACCUUUAUAUAAUGAGAAAUGUCGACGCCAGGUUUAGCCAGUAGUGGGUGGGAGCAAGGUAGCCCACCCCACAACCCCGUGUCCCCCCCCCAAAAAAAAACCCCACCAUGGGCUUUCUCCAAGCUGACAUUAAACCACAUAGUUGGUUAUGAGGGUCUUCCCAUGGGGGGUUGUUAUUAUUUUUUAAAUGGGAAUCCUAAAGUGUAUAUUUGCAAUUUCCAGAAGGAAUCGAGAGAGAGAGAUUUUUUAACCCUUUACCACUAUAGACUGCAUGGUGCUUUUGGGACAGGAACUCAUGUGACCUAGCUCAACCAAUCAGCUGGCUGAGAAUGCGUGCAUGGCAAGAAUACAUAAGCCCCGCCCCCUCGCCUUUCCCCCAAACUUGGCUCCGCAUCUGAGGAACGAAAUGGGGGGGGGAGAGAAACCCACCGCUCCCUUCCCGCCUCGCCCCCCCUCCCCACCCUAAUUUGCACGAGAGAAAAAAAACAAAACAAAAAAAGAGAGAGAAAGAUAAUGUUUUAUACCACAUAAUGUGCCUUGCCUUCUACAGAAAAAAAAAUGUAUUAACUUUAAUGAGAUUUAAUGCACAGAUCUGUUUGCAUGCUUUUAAUGCGUGUAUGGGGUGGGGUGGGGAGAAAAGGGGGAGGUAUACAGGGUGGGGGGGACUUAUUGCCUUUUAAAAAAUAAAAUUAAAAAAAAUCAGCAUUACGGACGGGGUCGCGGGAGGGCAAAUUGCAAUGGAGGAAGGGAAACGAGGGUUUUCGAUUGUUUUUAAUUCUUUUCUUUCUGUGUUGAUCCGGAAGUUUCUUAAAGAGGCCGUGGGGGGGGGAGCAGAGAUGGCUUUGAGGGGGUUCGGUGUCCUGGGCUUGUGCAAAAAGGUGGGGCACAUUUCGUGCGAGGGACGCAGCACACGGGUUCAAGGGGGUGCGGGUUCAUUCUUCUCCUGCGCACAAAUGCACACGAGGCGCAGGGGCAGUUGUACCCCCCUUUGUCCCUAGAGAGGGUUGCCCCCCCCCCGCACAAAUUCCCCUCCACGGAGGGAGAGGGCCGGAGAGGGUCACACGCGCCCAACCCCACCUCUUAGGACUCAACAGGUUUGGCGGUUUUGUGCCUUUGCCACAACCUGCCUCACCUGUUGAAGCAGAGGCAACCGCGGGGGCGACAAGGGCGGGUGAAUUGGGACCGCUCUCAAACGGCUUUCGGCCCUCGGGGGCCACACAGGAUCAUAGAGUUGGAGGGAACACCACAGGGUCAUCCAGCCCCACCCCCUGUAGCGCGGGACUUGAACCCACAACCCUGAGAUUCAACGUCUCGCGGUCUGCCGACGGAGCUCGCUUUGGAUGUUUGUAGCAUGUACAGAGUUCUGCUGGGACUCCUUUGAUGGCCAGCAAGUCUGGGGUUUUUUUUUGGGGGGGGUCGCCACACAUUUCAAAGCGAUUGAUUUCUCUGAGGUAGCUUUGUGCUGGGAGUCACCAAGGCAGAGCUCAGCGUGCCUGCCGGGAACUCGCCGGGCGCCCGAAAAAGGUCUCGGUAAAUAUCCCCUUUUAAAAGAAAAAAAAACCCCAAAAUGAGAGGCUGUUUGCUGUUCCCGCUUAAGUCCUGUUUGCACUGGCUCAGCUUCUCCCUCAGCGAAUCAUAGUAUUGUAGAGUUGGAAGGGCACCCCAAGGGUCCUCUAGUCCAGCCCCCUGCAAGGCAGGGAUCACAGCUAAUAAUAAUAGUAAUAGUAAUAAUUUUAUUAUUUGCACGCCGCCCCAUCUGACUGGGUUUCCCCAGCCCAUGCGGCCAGCUCGAAACAGAAUAUUAAAAACACCCUAAAAUGUCAAAAAAAAUUCCCUAAACAGAAUCCCUGGCAGAAGGCCACGCAACUUCAAUUUUGAAACCCUCCAAGGAAGGAGAGUCCUUUCCGAGGGAGGCCAUUCCCCUGUCUAACAGCUCUUGCCAUUUCUCCGAAAGAAAGUUGGAGGUCUCUGAGCCCGGAUGAGACGCAGGGUCUGUCUAGACCAGCAGUUCCCAAACUUUUCCCAGGAUUCCACCCCUUUCAUCCCAUAAUAAGCUCAUCUCCAGCGCCCGCCCUAUAUAAAAAAAAGCAUUCGAAUAUGCGGUUUGCAGGAGCAUAAUAACAGGAUGAAAUUCAAAGCAGUCACAAUUCAUCUCACACUUAUACCAAACCCAAUCAAAACUAUUGAGUUGAAUUAACUCAACAAAGCGAAUGAACAGUAUUGGUCUUUCAGUGCCCCUUGGCUGCCCCCUUGCCCCCUUCCAGAAUCUCGCUGACCCCCCCAGCGGGGAGAUACGAGCUUCGGGAAUCGCUGGCCUGCAGCAACCCCCCCCCCCAAAAAAACACUUGUCAACAGCAUUUGCAACAUGAUCGUCCCAGAUUGUCCCCCCGGGCACCCCAAAAGUGGGACCAGCCCGUCCCUUGCUAUUCGCCCCCAGUGUCUUUUAAGAUAGAUUGCUCUUGCCGCUUGAGGUUCCGCUUCACCAAAACUUUUAAAAAUACCCGUGGGUGGGGGUUGUUUGGGGGGGGGAGAAGCUGGUGUACUAAGACUGAGUGUAGACACACACACACCCGGAGAGACAGACAAUGAGAAUUUGAAUCCUGCGCAGCCACCCCCGGUCAUUGCCAACAUGGGGCGGCAGAAACGAUUUCCUCCCUGCCCACCCAUCAGCGGCAACAAAAUUAAAUCGCCCUGCCCAUUGGAAGAGUUGGGCUAGGCUUGAAUUCUGCAAAUCUUGACUUCUGCUUUCUGAUAGAUCAAAGUUGGCAAGCGUGGCAGAGAAGGACUGGUUGGGGCUUUUGGGGGGGGGGGUUUGCAAGGAAUCCCUGGAGAGCUUAUUCCAGCCCCAACUUCCUUUUUCCCCUUGCAUUCGACAUUCGGUCUCUGGAGUAGAUAGAGGGAGGGUCAAGCAUAGGUGUGUGCAUGUUUCAAAGCGGGGCGAGUUCCAGGCAAAUACCGUGAGGUUCUAGGUUUUUUUGGGGGGGGUGUUGUUUGUUUCAACAGAAAGGUCUUUACAUGCUCUAGGUUGCAAGCAGGCCAGCUAACUCCUCCUGCAGGCAGGCAGCGCAGGGAGGGCGUUUGAGAGCAGAAGAGGGUGCUCGCCGCCUCUCUGAGCGAGUCGCUGCUGGCUUGGCUGUCUUCCAGUCCCUGUUUGGUUGGCUUGGUCUGUGCCUGCAAUACUGCUUGGGGAGGGGGGGUGGCUGGUGAGAAUGGAAGAGGGAUGUGCCGGAUCGGGGCCCGAGCCCUGCUCUCAACUGGCCUGUCCUUGGUGGGAGUGAGGCGAUGUCAUCCUUUCAGAGCCCAGGCCCGGCAGAAUAAAAUUAUCUCCUAGGAGAAGCCGUGCCCGGUUCAGUGACUCAUGCAGAGAGAGAACAGUAGACUCCUCUGAAGACUGCUUUGCACACCCUAAAACUAAACAGCCAAGGGCAUGAUUUUUAAGGUGGGUUUUGCUUUAAUUUAUCUCUUUUGAAAAGUUUAUCAAAGGUAGGGAAGCAGAAAUUUGUGCGCUAGCCGUAUCCGUUGCCAUCUUUCGCUUGCUUCCGUUCGUUUUGAGCAGGUAGGAGGGUGGCUGUAGUUUGAAUGUUUUAUAAAAAGGGGAAACUAGAGGGGAAAGAGGAUAUUUCCAUGGCACCCGGCUUCCGGGAAAGCUCUGAGCGGGGACGUCUUUCCCAACAUCCCAGAAUACUACCUACUCAGGCUGCCAAAGCGAACAGCGGUCUUCCUUGUUUGGAGACCCCAAGAGAUUUUUAAAAACACAAUCCAGGAUCUGCAACACAUGGGUCAAAUUAGUCCUGCCUGGACUCAUCAUGAGAUCAGGUGACUGACAUGUCGACAGCCUCGCCCACUUAACCAUAUUUAGCUCUCUGCAGUAGAUACCUAUUCACACCAAUGAAAACUGGCACACUGUUGAAUCCAAGAUGCCCCGGCCCUGCUGCUUGUCUCCAGCCCUUCCCAGGGAUGGGUAAGAAAUUUGGCUCAGCUCGCAUUGAAAUGCAGAGCUAUUAGAUUCGCCCUUCCCGAAGGAAAACCGAAACACACCUGCCUUCCGAAAUUUGCAUUGACCUGAAUUUUGCAAGCACGGUUCUCCAGCCAUAGAACAUAUUGCCAAAAAAAAAAAAAUUAAAAAAUGCAUUAAACGAGGAGGGGGACGGCUCACGAAAAUGUGCGCGGCAGUCAAAAACCGCGUGUAGUAGAAAUGUGUUCGGAUAAAUUUGCAUGAAAAAAUGCUGGCGAAUUUUCGUGAGGGCUUUUUAUUUUGGGUGAAUUGCUGCAAAAAGCGGAGAACUGAAUCUAAGACCGGGGGGGGGGGGGGGAGAGAGAGAGUGUGUAAGUGAUCCUUCCUUGCCAGGGAGCAAUAGAUGUAGGGUGGAAACGCUGUUUUAAAAACCCUAACGUUGUCAAGGUAAGACAAUUAACCAGGGUGCACUAGCCACAUUGAUGGACGUCAAUGCACUUUCAGGUUAAGAAUAUUCUGUAGGCAAGAAAGGCAGCCAGCACGUUUGCAAAGCUAAGCAGGGUCCGGUGUGGUUUCAAACUGGAUGGGGAACCAUGUGUGGAGAGUCUGGCAUUGCAGAGGACUCUUGGGGUCCCUUCUAACUAUAGGAGCCAACUCCUAGGGGCCGAGGUCCCUUUGGGGGGGGCAAUAAACUGUUUGAGGGGACCGCCUCUCCCCAAAAGUUGACGGGCCUCGCCGUUCAAAUGGUGCGUCUUGCGAUCAGUUAUGCAAUCGGUUAUACUUACUUCCCCUUCCCCAAUAUUUUAUUCAUGUUGACACCCCAGCUUCCAACUCUAUGAUUCUAUAAUUCUACUGGAUCCAUCUACACCCACCCCCCAAAUGCUUAAAAAAAAGUCCACCUACUUAUUAUUAUUAAAAAGCACUUAAUUUUUGGUCUGCUGGUUUAUUGACCAGCAACUAAUGGAAGAGGGAUCUAAAAUAAAAUAAAAUAAAAUAAAACAAAGCACCUUAUUUACUAACCACAGCCCAGGCAGCCGUCACAGAUUUCGACUUCUUCUCCCAAGGUGGUGCCGCUGGAGAGAGAACGUCCUGCCCCCCCCCAACUUCCCACUGACCUACACAAUUCGUACUUGCAGCCCCAGAAAGGACAGCUUUGUGUCGUUUGCAGGGACUUGUGACCGCCCAGAUGUCUCUGAACUGCAAUUACCAUCUGCCCUGACCAUUAGGCCAUACUGCCCGGGGGGGACUGUUGGGAAGUUGGGGCCAAUGGAGUCCUCCCAUCCUUUGCCGCAAAUCUACAGGCUGCAAAUGGGAGUUUCUCCGCAGAGCAGAGGCUUGGGCGUAAACGCAGAAGCUUCGCAGGUGUGAAGAUUUUACCUUUUCCUGGCAGGUGGUGGCUUUUAACCCUUCCCUCCGUGUUUCCUGCUUGGCCGCUGCCCCCAAAAGAAAUCAUAGGCAGAUUGUAAAUACAGCUGGAGAUUGCCGGGGAUUGAGCCUGCAACCCUUUGCAUGCAAAGCUAGAGGCUUCCCCUAAAAACCACGCAUUAUUCUAGUCCUCAUUGUCCUGGGUGAAGGGUUGGUUUAAGUAGAAAGCUGCUUUAUACUGAGUUGGGCCCCAGGGCCAUUGAGCUCGGGACCGCCUACACUGGCUUGCAGCAGCUCUCCAGUGUUUCAGAGAGCCUUUCCCAGCCCUGCUGGGAACUGCCGUCAGGGAUCAAACCUGGAAUCCUCUCCAGGCACUCUGGCCCUGAGCUGAGACCCAGAAAACAGGGCCUCUAAUCCUAAACCACCACCAGCCCAGCCUCCUGCAUUGGCUGAAGAGGGAAAAAGUGAGGCGGUUUGCGCCGAGAUUCUCCCCACCUUUUAAAAAUAACAUUAAGGCGUUUGGCCGCAUUUCCGCGAACACAAAAAAAAAAAACCUUAGACACAACACACAGAUAAAGAGACUUGCAGCAAUCACAUCUAUGCAACCCCAUUGCAGCUGCUGCACUUAUUGAUUCAUUUCUGGCACCCCCGGGUGGGAACAGGCAGUCUUAAGAGAGGAGGACGAGUGUGCAAUUGUUCCAAGGCAGAAAACUUUUUUUAAAAAAAGGAGGAGGAGGAAGGGGGCGGAACCACGGGAACCGUAAACGGAAUUGGGAACUAAGUUAGAGGGUGGGGAGAGAGGCAGCUCUUUAUAGGGGAGCAGGAUGAGCGGUGACCCCCGUCGCCUGGAGGCGAUUUCCGACUCUCCCCAGGCGAGCUGCCGUCGGCGAAGCAGCUCUCUGGACAAUCAGGGAGGCGAGGAAGGGGGGAGGCUACAGGAUGAAGGGCGGGUGGCAAGAAGGAAACCCUGGGGUGUUUUGGGGGGCAUCCCAUCCCGCUUCCCCAUAUAAUGUGUGUGGGGUGCUGUGGCCUUCCGACAGCUCCUGAAUUGAAUUGCAUCCUCGAUGCUGUGAGAGUCCGGACACAUAGGGAAGGCUGCCUGUUCUGAAGAAGCAUUCCCCUUUCGUGGGAGAGAAUGCUUCUUCGGAAUAGAGGCAUUCCUCCAUCUAUCGUGUGCAGCGGGGGAAUGUUCCUUCGAGCAAGGACAGGAGGUCCCCUUGCCCUGGUCCUCCAGGGACACGCCAAGCUCCCAUUGCCCCUGACCGUCGGCGACGAGAGCUUCCCCGCAGCGCCAUUCAUACUGUGGACUCUACCCGAGGAAGUCUACUCCCACUUCUAUGCAAGGCACACGCUCGGUGGCGCCCUCUUGCCUUCCUCAUGCACUACAAUUUUUUUAUACUUUUGGGGUGGUUGUUCGAAAGGGCCCCGCGGGAGCAGAGGGGAGAGAAAUCGUGUACAAAAUAUUGUAUUUACCUUUAUGGUGCUAUGUCGGGGGGGGGAGUUCUGGCCGCCCGGGUGAUGCGGUGACUCGCAUCUGAUGUGUCACUAUGUGGGUGCCUCCACCCUCCCGCCCAAAAUUGCUUCUCGGCCCCCGACAAGGCGAUUUCGUUAAAACAAUAGGUCCUUCCCCCCCUUUCUUUCUUUCUUUUAAAUGGGUUUGGCCGGAGUCUAAACUGACAAUCCUUCCUUGGAAGCCAGGAUAAUCUCGCAACGUGGCCGGGGUGGGGAGCACUGUGUAUAUAUAUCUAUAUCUUUUUUAAAAAGAAAAAAAACCUUCUUUUGCAAUAUAAUUUUAUUAAAUUGCUGCUGCUUUUUUUGUUUUUGAAAGGAAAACACACACACACACCAGCUUCUUUUAACUUGCACAUUUGUGGAUUCGAGGUGGGGGGUCCUUUCCCCCCCCUCCACAAGAUGCUGGGGGAGUGGGGUUGUCCGAGUGAAAAUUAAGAAGCGGUGGGUUUUGAGUCGAUUUAGGGUUUUCCGUUGUCCUCAAAAGGUCUGAGAUGGUGUUGUUGGGGGGGGGGGAGACACCGCAAGCGUUCCCCACAAAAAUAUUGGCAAGCUGAUGGAAGCUGCCGUUUGACAACGGCCGGACACGAGGCUUGUAGGGUGAGACUAUGUCCCAGUAACAACCCCCAGCUUCUGCCCCCCAUGUUUAUGUCAGGAGAGCCUCAUCCCCAGAUUUCUCCCAGCUUCCUUCCAAAACAAGCCGCUUCUGAACUGAUUCGGCCUGUGAAAUGCUGACGGAACCGCUCCGAAUCCGGUUUAGCCGAGGACGCCGAAAAAAGACAAUGCGGUGUGGGAGUGGGAGGGAGGCACCACCAUCGCAGUCAGAAUCCGGAUUGAAACCGGAUUAAGAGUGGACGUGACAUUCGCCCUCCAACGCCAGUCGGAGGAGCGGCUGCUUGACUGCUCUGUCGAUCGCUGCAUCCGUUUCCCCAGACCCUGAGAGUUUGGGGGAAGUUGUUAUUUGUGGGGGGGGGGGCUGCCUUUCGAAAUAAGGUUUUUAUCGGGAUCAGUCGUGGUUUGUUUGUUUUUCCAGCCAUCUUUCCUUCUGGUAACACACCCAAGCUUCCCUGUCCUGUCUCGAACCUACAAGGUUGUGGCGUGUGCUGUGAUUUUCCGGGCGACUUCUGAUCCCCACUGGUCCCAUAACCUGUCGCCGGACAAUAAUACAACAAGGACAAUAACUGUAUACUCGCGCCAAGGAAACGUAAGCCAGCAGCAUUCUGGAAUACCAAAAAUAUAAUUUAUGCUGUGCCUAUGAAAUUUACUGCUGGACUGUGUUUCCUUGAGCCCUAAUCACCUAUCUACCCCGGGUAAUUUUUGCUCUUGUAAAUCUGUUGUGUUGCUAUUAUAUUAUCCCCGCCCCGCCCCCCAAUUCAAUACUGGGAAGAGAGAUCUGGCACCCCUCAUUCUACUUCCCUCCUGGCUGAUGCAGUGCUGUCAAGAUUGGCCGAGGGGUAGAUCGAGUGGGCGGGGCUUGCUUGAGGGGGAGGGGCCAGGUGGGCGGGGCUAAAUUGGUUGGCACGCCCCCCUCGCCCCUAUUACGAGUUCGGUCUGAUUCAGGAAAACUUGCAGAACUUUCCCUAAGCAAAGGAAUCCAAUGCAAUCGGAUCCAAAUCUAGCUAGAAGGCUGACUACACAAAACGCAUUCCAAGAAAUUAAAAAGAAAUUGCAGCUAUACAAAUGAAAGAGUUGGUAACUGUCCUUGACUACAAAUGAAACAAUGAUUUGACGCAGAUGUGAUUAGCAACCAUCAAAGAGUCAGGGAAGGGAAUUAAUUUGGUUCGCUUUUCAAUACGAUCAACCCGACAUCCUGCGGUCCUUCGAAAUCCAAGCAUCCUCAAACUUUGAAAGUGUCCUCAAACUUUGCAGUGCAGUCCUGCAAAUGUUGCCGUAUUUCAAGUUGUUUAGCUUUUGGGGGGGAAGUUGUUGAGUUUCAAGAAACCUGGACGUUUUGCCGAUUUCCCAAAAAAUUCCCACUGGACGCUAAUUUCGUCAUUGGAAUCCCGGGAAAAUCCUAUAGAUAUAAUGCACUAUAUUCCAGUCAGUUGUCUGUUAGGGGGAAAAUGCAUGGUUGAGACAAAAUUGCCUACAAAGCAACUACAUUGUUAUCUUGGUUUAAGAACAGUCCAGUUGAAGAACGAUUUGGUUUACAAACUCCGCAAAACCGGAAGUAGUGUCUUGGUUUGAGAACUCGGUCUACGAACGGAAUCCGAACAGUGGAAGCGCAGGAGGCCUCAUUAGGGAAAGCACACCUUGGUUUAAGAAUGGCUUUGGUUUAAGAACUGGCUUCUGGAAUGGAUUAAGUUCGUAAACCCAGGUACCACUGUAUAUUAAUAGGGGCAGAAAUGUGAGCGGGUUUUUAAAAGCAAACAGAUGCCGAAAUUGAAUUGAGCAGACCGGAUUUACGAUAGAGGGGAUAUAAGUAAGAGGAAACCAAGACUUGACAGAUUUAUCGGCCCGUACCUCAUUCUUCGACAGCACUGCCCAGCCGGGAUGUUGCCAUCCCCCAAGACCUUGAGCCACACUUUUCCGUUUGUGAAGUUUUAUCCUUUUGUGUUCAUGUUCCCUGUUGUCAUUGCGUAGUCUGGAAGAGGAGGAGGAGGAGGAGGAGGAGGAGAAGAAGAAGAAGAGGAAGGGAGCGUGGGGGGGCGGGUAACCGAGGCAAGAAUGUUUCUCAGAGUCGGGCCAAAAAUUCAGCUGGUGACGAUUCUCAUUUCCUUCAAUCUUUUAUUUCCCCCAAUCCCCUCUUUUUCCGUAUAUCUGACCCAAGGUUCGUUUUCUUCCCAUCGGUGAAGCGCAAACACACUUCUGUCGUUUAUAUUUUACAGAUGUCGCAAUAAUAGUUUACUGCCUCUCGCUUGCUGCUUGCUAAGUUAACGCACGUAUACGCAGUGUUGCCCCCCGCCGGGAGGAGUGAGCUGGGACCGUUUCCUGGCUAAAGAGGAAAUGGAUCUGGCCUCAGGGGCGUCUCGUCUACACCGCAGCCUUAAACUGGUUUAGCGGCUGGCCCUUCUCUGCUGGGAACAGUGGGUUGCACAGAACCCGACUCAGAGUAUAGGUGUAUUGGAAAGUUGCAUCUGGAACUGAUGGGCCCUUUGCGUCAACCCCAUCCUUUCGUUCCUCAAGGAGUCUACUCUGAGCACAACGAACUUUUGAACCCGGCCCUGUCAUGCUGCAAGCAGGGAUCGUCAACCCACAGUUCCCAGGCGUCCGGCUAAACUAUGGUUCCCAAGGUUCAUUGAGCGACUGGGGUUUGUGUGGAGGUGUCGAUAUACAGCGUAGACGUACCCAAGGGAACGAAAUAAUCUCGGUCCGCCAACACAGCAAACUGCAGUUCAUCCCUCCUCAUUUCAGCCGGGCUCACCAUGGCCUCCCAUUCACUCACAUGCACACACAGGCUUGCUUUUCUCCAGUGCUUUUCACAAUAUUUGAUUCUAGCAUUCGUCAUACGCCUACUGUUUUUUGUUUGUUUGUUUGUUUAGCCAAUGCACUUUCCUUCCUUCCUUCCUUCCUUUUUUUUUUUAAAUGUACCAUUAUCCGAAAGCCGGCUCUGGUUUUCGUUCCUUUUCUCUUCAACCCCCACCCCCUAUGCAAAAGGAAGAAAAAAAAUUCCAAAAGGACAAUUAAAAAAAUAAGAAAAAAAUAAGAAAAAGGGUGAAAAAAAAUAAGAAAAAAGUUGCAAAAAAUGAGAAAAAAUGUAUAAAAAUUAAAUAAGCUAUGCUUUCAACUCUC